AGCCUCGAUCCUUCCACGAGCGCCGACAUUCCCUUAAUGGUUUAGACCACCUUUCUCCUGGGACGACGCCCCGACAGCCUCCGUUCUCGGCCGAGUGUUUCCAGUCUCAUAUUGUAGCCCGACCCUAUACGCUCUUUCUUUCAAAACAUGGGUAUCUGUGCGUCCUGCUUGGGCAGGCGUGGCGAGGACUCGUACGACGAGGACGAUCUAUCCCGACUUCUCUCAGACGAAGCGAACAACAACCAAUAUGGAAGCUUUGGCGACCAGCACCUCCAUGCGCAGGCCGAUCCUCUAGAGUCUCAGCGUGAGACGGAGGCUCUGCAGAGAGUAGUCGCGCGAACGUCCAAUAAUCUCGUGGACGUCUUCGAGGUUGUUCCUCAAGAAGCGCAAAGAUUGCACCCAGCCAUGCUCUCCAGGCAAGAUAUGCGCGUUUCGCGUUACCAGAACAUCCUGGCGAAGCUGUCCUCCGACGAUGGCAGCGACGAGGCCGACCCAGCAGAUGUCAGUUAUGAGUGGACAGUCAACGACGACGAGGACAACAUCGAGCUCCAACAUGGACAAACAACAAUCAAGGAGGCCGGCGGGCCUCUCGUAGGGACCUUCGCAGAUGCUGCGAAAGCUUUAGCUUAAUAUGACCGCCGUGCUACUCUACCAACACAACCCAACAAUUUCAUGCUGUUUCAUAUCCCACAACGCCGAUUGAUGAACGAGAUGAUCUCCGGGCACACCUAGAACUUAGAAUGUCCACGGCCGUAUGGUGUCACAAGAUUUCACAGCUCAAAAUGGAAAUUUAAGACUGUGGUG
Molecule: messenger RNA, 804 nt
Organism: Microdochium trichocladiopsis
Lineage: Eukaryota; Fungi; Ascomycota; Sordariomycetes; Xylariales; Microdochiaceae
Product: late endosomal/lysosomal adaptor and MAPK and MTOR activator-domain-containing protein
Exons: 3
Coding region: 148-630 (160 amino acids)
Biological process (GO): regulation of receptor recycling; lysosome organization; endosomal transport
Cellular component (GO): membrane raft; Ragulator complex; late endosome membrane
Source: RefSeq, a predicted model, not a curated record